GACUCUACCUACAAGACAACACAGUUUAAAUGUUUCCUAACGAGAAGUAACGAUUAAACAUUGUAAUUUAUUUUAUUUAGAGGGGAAACAAGCUAUAUAUUUUUGUAUCGUGCCGUUAUUAAUAGUGCUAUUCCCGGAAUUCGUAAAGAAUAAGGGGGGAGAAUCGAAGAACAGAAAAGAGAGGAAACGGAAUCCGCGAGUGGCGAAAGAACGCACGGACGCGACGGACAAGGGAAAGUACGUAAAGGAUAAAAAAUAGUGCUAUCGUUCGGCGUAAGCGACGGAAAGCAAAGUGGUGCUGGCAUAUAACGAAGCACGAGUAGGAAGGUAAUACAGUAUACGGGGUCUGAGGUGAUAUUGCGACGCCUGACUAACGACGAAGACGGUCACAAAGGCGCCGCCGCGGACCACAACGGAAAGAUCGACGAGGAAGGUUGGUGUAUACGAGACGACGAAGAAAAUAAUCGUCGGGACAAUUAAAAAGCGGAGGAGAAAGAUUGUAUCACGAAGACACACUGGCCGUCGCUAAGGCUGAAAUCGACGGCCAAGUAGGCGGAUAAUCUCGCGUACUUUUGCUCUCUCUCUCUCUCUCUCUCUUUCUCUCUCUCUCUCUCUCUCUCUCUCUCUUUCUCUUUCCCUUGCAACUCGUUCGAUAUCUUUCUUCUUUCUCUUUUUCUCACACUACCUAUCUUUCUUGCGUUUUCUCUCUCUCUUUCUCUCUCUUUCUUUCUCGUACGCACACGUACAAUUACACAUAUACAUUUCGUGUCCGCUCAACGCGGCUGGCCUAAGCUUUCGCCGGUAUUGUGCGUGUGUUAAACAACGACGUGCAGUAAAGUGUAAAAGAAGUAUUAGUAGUAGUUUAGCAGUAGUAGUGUGAAGAGUGUACGAUCGACACACCCUCUUGACGCUCGUCAUCCGUUCGCAUCGCCAUCGGCUCGGCUUUCUCUACCCUUUUCUUCCUUCGUAUUUCUCCCUCAUCUAUCAUUCUUUCUGUCUUUACAUAUCUCGUUCUCUCUUCUUCGCACACUCGCGCAUCUUGCGCGCGUAUGCUCCCUCGAAUACAUAAGUACGCGUAUCGAGUACCUAUACCUAUAUACACACACACAUACAUUCUUACAGCAUCGUACGAUAGCAGACAGAGCGCGCUGAGGCUCGCGCGCGCGGCUCCUCGUCCCCUUCGCACCGUCCGUCCAAUCUCUCUCUCUCUCUCUCUCUCUUGCUCCCGCCCCUCCUUUCCUCCGUUCGUACCUCCAUCGCCCUUUCCACCGUCCUCCUCCCCCACUCCUCGCCACGGUGCAAAGUGAUUUAUCGUUCUCGCUCGUCGCGUUCGGUUUCGUCGGUGCGUUAAAGGCUCUAUUGUGAUCCCCGUAACCAUACGCGCCGUACCACCGACGUCUCUUCUUCCUCCUUUACCCUGCACCAUUCCCGAUUUCGUCUCUCCAGACGAUAGCCAUCCAUCCAGCCGGUGGCGAGCCACCGCGCGUCUCGUCUCGUCUCGUCUCGUCUCGUCUCGUCGCGUCUCGUCCAUUACCGUCCUCCACCUCCUCCAUCUUCUCCUCCAUCUCUGGCAGUGUUGCCUCCCCCUCUCACUAGCUCGACUGUAUCCCCCUCUUCUGGUGCGAUUCCUUCCCCCUCCCUCCCCUCUCCUCAUUAUCGGCCGUGCGAUCAGGGGGAGUACGACACGAGAUAUACGACAUUCCGCCGAGCCGUGCGACGGUGCUCUCGGCCGCGUCGUGGCGCGCGUGGCAUCGAAGGGUGGAGGAGAGCGGGCACGUGAAGCAGCCGCAUCUUUUCCGUGUACGUAGAAAGCAGCAGCGAAGCCGAGGAAGGUGCGCCCAAGGAGCUGUUUCCUGCUAUUGCUGUCAGGGAGGGAGAAGGGGAGGAAGAGCAACGAGGCUCGUCGGCGACCGAUUUGCCAAGACGAAGUGCACGCACUCGCAGCGAUAGUUAGUAGUGGCACGGCAACCACCACACCAUCGUCACCACCAUCGUCAACAUCUUCGCCACCUUCUUCACCAUUACAACUGUUAUUACCGCUACUUACUACGACUACUACUACACUACAACCAGUACUACUAGUUUAGUACUACUACACAGCUACAGUUGCAACAACACUAUUACCAGAGCAUCGUUGUUCCAAACCUGCUAGGAACUACAUACCGCUAGCAUGUCCGUCAGAAUGGAAAACGUUGCCGCGCCGAGAAAACUCAACUACAAGAUGAUGGGGACAAACGGUCCACGGCCAACAUACGUCGGCGCUAACAACGGUAACGCCGGUGGAGGCGGUGGAGGCGCCAACGCCGGAGGCGUGGGCGUGGGUCCUACGAGCGGCGGCGGCGGCGGUGGAGUCGGUGGCGGAGGCGGCGGUACUACGGCUGGUAGUGGCGGCGGUGGAGGUGGCCACGGGGGCGGCGCUGGCGCCGGCGCCGGCGGCGGAUUGAAGGGCAACGCGACGGGAGGAGCGGCCGGGGGCGGCGGUGGAGGUGGUGGUGGUGGCGGCGGUGGCGGCGGCGGUGGCGGUGGACCACGAGGAGGGAAUCCGGUGCAGUACCGAGCGAGCGGCGCCGCCGCAGCAGCUUGGGGCGCGGCGCCGUCGCACGCCGCCGCGGCUGCGGUGGCAGCAGCGGCCGCCUAUCCGCCUUACACCCGCUAUCCGAGUGCCGCCGCGGCGGCUGCCGCAGCGGCACAGGUACCGGUCGGUGCGCAACCGUUACCGCCCUCUGCCAACCCUUACGCCACCGCCCCCUACGCUCAGCACGUCUCGGCACGGUGCAGCGCUGACGCGGGGUCACGGUCACUCCGGCAAGUGUCGUCAAACUGCAAGCGAAACAAAUUUCCCAGAGACUAUGGUGGACAACGAGUACCUACAGCCUCGUCACCAGCCAAUACUACCAGUAGUUCUAGCAGUGCCACUGGCAGUCAAAGCGGGGCAAUGAGCACAAGUAUGAGUAAUAAUGCUAUGCAAGGGCAGCAGGCGGAACAGUUAUCGAAAACAAAUUUAUACAUACGUGGCCUCAACCAAAAUACAACAGAUAAAGACCUUGUUAAUAUGUGUUCUCAGUAUGGAACUAUAACUUCCACAAAGGCAAUAUUGGAUAAAACAACAAAUAAAUGUUAUGGCUUUGUAGACUUUGAGUCACCGGUGGCGGCAGAGGGUGCUGUGAAAGCACUGGUCGCCAAGGGCAUCCAAGCGCAGAUGGCGAAAGUGGGUAUCUGGUUGCUCCGUAGACUGGCAAGUGUACGUUGGUUGUGCAUGCAACAACAGGAACAGGAUCCUACAAAUCUGUAUAUCGCAAACCUGCCAUUGAACUUUAAAGAAAACGAUGUUGAAGGAUUACUUCAACAAUAUGGACAAGUCAUCUCGACUCGCAUUUUACGCGACACCUCAGGACAAAGUAAGGGUGUUGGAUUUGCAAGAAUGGAAUCCAAAGAAAAGUGUGAACAGAUAAUUCAAAUAUUUAAUGGAAAAGCAUUACAAGGAGCUAAAGAUCCCUUGUUAGUUAAAUUUGCUGAUGGUGGUAAUAAGAAAAAAUCAAUGUAUAAAAGUACAAUGUGGAGAGACACUGGAGAAAAUAUGACUAUGAAUUAUGAUGCAAGUGGAGUUGGUCAAAAUGGUGUUGCUACAGCUCAUAUGUUACCUACAGCAACUUUAACUCAAUACGGUCGUCAUUAUGGUCAAGCUGUCCCUGGCUAUAGCGUACCAGGAGCUCCUUGGGUCACACCAUACCUCGUGCAGCCCGCGCCUCCUCAUAUGCAACAGGUCGACAUGAUGCCAUCUGCCGACCCUAGUAAUCCUCAAUACAGUAUAAUUCCUCAGCUUACAACACAAAUGUCUACAAUGCAUCUUGGCACUGGUUCCUACAUAGCAAGUCCUCAUCCCUAUUCUUAUACUACUUAUCCUCCACCUAGCAUUAUCCAUCCAAUACCAUUGGGCGAUUCUGAACAGACCAGUAAUGCAGCAUCUCCUGAUGAUUCUUACCAACAGUACCAAGCUCAGCAGCCCAAGUAGGAUACGGUUUAUAGAUACGAAUAUGCUGAGGGCUACAUAAGUUAGAAACGAUACACAUGCUGAACACAAGGGAUUAUUAUUAACGAAGAAUAGAAUGAGAUAAAUACAUAACAUAAAGUCAGAUAAGAUUCUUCCUCAUGAUAAAUUGACUUGCCAGCCAUCUUUUAUACAUUUUAUCCAUCAGCUAAAUAGGUGAAAGUAGUUAAUAUUUUGCAACGAGUCAAGAAAGGAUAUUGACGUAAUAUGGGGUAUGAGACUGGCGUGUCUUCUACAUGUUCGACACUAGUUCGACUCUUUACACUGUACCAGCACAUCAUACGACAGUGACAAACUGAUAUUUGCAAUGAACAGUUUAGUGUCAAGCUGAUAGGCUUCCAGGAUAACUUUAGGUAUUACAUAUACUAAGGAGACUAUGAGUCGAAGCUGAAGGCUCGAGAAUGUGAAUAAAUAUUUUAACAAAAAUGUAAACUAUGAAAACGCUGCUCAGAAAUAUACGAAAGAGAAUUCUUCCCAAGAGUAAUAAUAAUAUAAUAUUAAUAAUAAAAUAAUGAUAUAUAAGAAUAAUAAGAAUAAUAAUAUACAGAGAGCACUUCCAAUGCUAGAGUUGAUAAAAAUUCAGAUUCAGUAUGGUUGUAAAUCAGUACCAACCGGACUUGUGCCAGCUGGCUGGCCGGUGGCUUGGCUGUAAGAGAAGGGAGAUACCAUUCGCGUAACGAAUUUCAACGACGUGCGAAACUCCUCAUUCACAGCACAUGCUACUCCACCCGCUUACCGCACUUUUAUCGGUUUAUUUUCGUUCAGACAUUCCAAGCCAGGCACAUGUGUGUACUGCCACGUGGAUAUACCUUAAUCUAAUACUUCUACGACUAUAUUUCACGUUCUGUUUUAAUCACGAACGAUACAUUUUACUAAGAAAAAAAAAGCAACACAUAAGAGAGGAAAGCUUUGUUUCUAAAAGUCUUCAGGAUUAUAAUAUACAAUAAUUAUUGCACGUGAACGAAAAAAACAUAGUACUCUUUAGAGAGUGUUAUAUUUAUGAGUACAGUUACUAUGAAUCGAUAUCAGUUUUAAUUGUACAGUGAAUACAGAUAUUUUUUUUAGAAUUGUGCCUUUUCAGACAAAUCCACUUAGACAGGGAUAUGCUGAAAAAUAUUAUAAUAUAUUUUUAACAUCGGAAUGUAAAUGUGAAACCUGAGCCAAAUUUUGAUCUUCUAGUUAAGAGAAUAUAAUUGUUUUUGCGUUGUAGCCAGUUAAUCAACUACGUUUGUUUUUGAUUAUGAAUUUGAUAGAUUUUGUAUGUAUAGUUGCCACUAACGGGAUUGGUAAAAUGAAACAUCAGGUAGUGUUCGAGGAGUUGCUUAGAGAAAGAAGAAAAAAAAUAAAGAAAAGAAAUCAAACGGCGGAUUCUUGUAAUCGAAACGCGUGCCGCCCGAGAAACUUAGUAAGCUUUGUUACGACGGGAUAUGAUAGUUAGAGUGUAAAUUAAUUUAUUAUAUCGAACGAACGAACGAAUAAACGCGAUACUAAUUGAAUGAAGAUAAUGAACGAACGAUGGGGCGGUAGCGAAAAAAUAGGCGAGGGAUUUCGAUGAAGUGUGGAGUGGUGUGUAAAACGAAAUAUAUGAGAAAGACUCUCGAACGACGAUGGUAUAGAAAAGGCGGGGGAAAGAAAAAAGAAAAGGUUCUCUCCCUAUGUUUUCCUACCUCUCUCCGGUCGUCGUCGUACAUCCGGAAAAGUUUCACGUCGUUGUCAGACUUAGGAUCGAGUCGAGAAACGAUUUAGCAGAAAGCUUUCUACCAAAUAUGCGAGCUACGAGUGGCUCAUGUGACAUGUGGCGGACAGGUAGUUAGAUAGAGUUAGAGGCGAUCGUAGCUAUUAUUAUAAUAUUACAAUAAUAUGCUGUAUUAUUAUAAUUAACGAUUACUAUUAUUGACGACAUCUAAAGUAUGAAAGAUUUUUACACUGUUGAGACUUGAAGUAAAUAAUAUAUUUAGUUUAUUUUGGUACAUCACGAUUUGAUGACAAGAGAUAAAAAAUGAAAAAAUGGUAUGAGCUAUUUUUUAAAAGACCGAUUAUUACUCGAUUUGAGUCCAUGCAUUAAGAGAGAAAGGGGGAGAGAGAGAGAGAGAGUGAGUGAGUGAGAGAGAGAGAGAGAGAGAGAGAGAGAGAGAGAGAGAGAGAGAGAGAGAAAGAGUAAGAGAGUAAAGGAGAAAAGAGGAAGAAAAAGAAGAAGGAGAAAGGGAUGAAGAAAUGAAAGAAAAGAAGAAAUUUAAAAAAAAGUAGUCGAGAAGAAGAGAGGUUGGAAGAAGCAACGAACGAGAUAAAGAAGAAAGGAAGAAAGGAUAAGAAAAGAAAGAGGCGAAAGGAGAACCUAUUUACGAGUGUGUAUUGUUCCAGAAGCGAUUGUCACCACGACUGACAACAAAAUCACAUGUGAUUAAAUAGUGAAUUUUGAGAAUUUUACUAAUAGACUUGUACUAAAUAACUAAUAAUUAUUGUGACGACCAAACAAAGGAAAAGGAUUAGUGCUGACUGAGCGUGGAAGGAUGCUCCGGCCGAGUAGCCCAGCAGCUCCCACGCGGAUUAAAAAACGGAGAGCCGCGGAUCGGGAGGGAGGGAGAGAGAAAGAAAGAAAGUGAUCAGAAAAAAGAUAUAAAAUUAUUGUAUAGAACGCGAAGAAAGGAAAGGAGCACAGCGACAAGUUGUGUGUAGCUAGUGUUGACUAUGAAUAGGCUAGGCAACCAUUUUGAUUAAGAAUAAAAGUAACCGAGUAAGCGAUAAAGUUAGGUAAAGUAAAAUUAGCGAUAGUUAGAAUAUAAACUGCCUCGCUCCCUACUCGAUCGCAGGGGGCUGUGGCACCGUUCAGCCUAUGCACCUCGCACCCGUCAAGACUGACUGGCUAUUCAUAUUAAUAAUAAAUAUAUAUUAUUAUUCUACAACAUAUUAUGUCUACUUGUAAUAUAAAUAGUAAGGACUGCUUGCUGCGCACCGCGGGUCGGGUGCUUGGGCUGGCCGGCUAUGGUUUACACAACCAUUUUGGAAACUCCGUUUCCAAGCAAUGCUGCUUUCCGUAAAGCUUUCUUUAGAAUUCUAGCGUAGAUUCUAUUAGAUCAGAUAACAUGUAGUUGUAGGUUAAUGUAGACAAAAAAUGAGAAAAAACGUAGAGUGUUUUUAAGUAAAUCAUGUUAGUCGAUAUCGGCUUAAGAGAGAGCAAGAGAGAGAGAACAUGGAUGAAUGAAUGAAUAAAUGAAUAAAUGAGCUAACGAGCGAAUGCAUGAGAGAGAGAGAGAGAGAGAGACAGAAAGAGAGAAAGAGAGAAAAAGAGAAAGAACGACUUGCAAGAAUGAAUGAGCAAAGCAGAUAAAAGAAGGAAACGAGUCCAUGUUGGCUCGAUGUUAUAUCGAGAGCAUGAUCGUACUUCGACUUGUACAGUCUUUAGUUUACGAAGUUUGAAGUCAUUGUUUUACAUUGUUAAGCAAAGGUUGUAGUUUGUAAUGAUCUUGAUUUCUAUCUAUUUUGAACUUCCUAUUUCCCUACCCCCGCGAAUCGUCCCAUGCCAUUCCCUAUUUCCGUUUUCUUUCUUUUUUCUAUUUCUAUUUUAUUUUUUUUUGUUUCAUUUAAUGUACUCAAUUCCUUUAUGUUGAUAAUUAAUAAUGAAAGAUGGACAUGUAAUUCUCCAAACAACAUAACACUGUCUGCUUAUUAUUAUUCUUUUUUUUUUCUUUCCACUAUAUAUAUUGUUAUGCGGUGUGCGACCAAUGAGAACCCAAACACGAAAACGACGUUGGAGACUUACGCGUACAAGGAUCGAUUUAUACAGAUACAGAUACUUUAAGAUGGCGAGGUAUAGCACGUAACGAAACUUAGAUUAAGGCAAGUGUGUCAUAGCUAAUUAAGAUAGGGACUCUUAGAAGUCGAUAGGUGCUGUAAUAAAACAAAGUUUAACAACUGUCAGAAUUAGAUUUUCCAUGAAACUUGAAUAAGGACAGGGCAUAAGCCACACUAAAAGUGCCCUUAGUUUAUUUUGGAUCGUUUAAAAACGCUAGUCUUUGUGUGAGAUAAUGUGGGGGUUAGAUAGGAUCUUCUAGAACAGAAAAAAAACAAAACAAAAGAAAAAAGAAAAAACAGAGUGAGAAAGUGAAAAAAAUGUGAGCGCACGCGCGAGAGAGAUUGAGAGAGGAAGAGAGAAAGAGAGAGCGAGAGAGAGAGAGAGAGUAAGAAUGUGUGAGAAAGAGCACGUGGUGUGUAGGUAUAUGCAUACAUUCACUAUGCAUACUUCAAACCAUCUGCCUAUUACACGACACCGACUGCAGACACUGUUACUGUAAAACUGCACACUGCGAGUGCACGCUCUCUGCCAUCCUAUACGUUGUAUAGGAACGUGCACUGAUCAGUCUUAGAGUUACUUACGACUAUGGUUUGGUAUAUUCAAAAUGAAAAAAAAAAUCAAAUUCCUAAUUAUUAUCGUCCCUUAUUUUUGAUCAAUAAACGAUCUGUUUUGGGGA
Messenger RNA from Vespula vulgaris, 8517 nucleotides. RefSeq names its product protein alan shepard (gene shep). Gene Ontology annotation, cellular component: nucleus; cytosol; ribonucleoprotein complex. The record is from RefSeq and is a predicted model, not a curated record. Gene Ontology annotation, molecular function: mRNA 3'-UTR binding; poly(U) RNA binding; poly(A) binding. Lineage: Eukaryota; Metazoa; Arthropoda; Insecta; Hymenoptera; Vespidae. The transcript is spliced from 12 exons. The coding region runs from base 2171 to 4012 and encodes 613 amino acids.